CAUUUUUCCAUUGUUAACUCCACUAUAUCUACAUACAUACAUACAUACAUACAUACAUACGAGUAUAUAUAUAUAUAUAUAUUCCCAUACAACCCAACUGCCCGCAGUGCCAAGAUUAAAUUGUCACGGUUAAUUGUUAAAAUAAUGAAGGUAUUGACAAUUUUCUUCUCUUUUUUCUUACUAUUCUCCAUCAGUUUUUCCAAGGGAACAAAUGCAGCUGCGUCAAACAGUAAUGGAGUCUAUAUUGUCUACAUGGGAGCUGCACAGGAUGACCAUGCUCAGAUACUCAUAAACACACUGUUGAAAGGGAAAGUGAAUGCUCUGGUACAGAGAUAUAGACAUGGGUUCUCUGGAUUCGCAGCUCGGUUAUCAGCAGAAGAAGCAAGCUCCAUCGCGAAGAAACCUGGAGUUGUAUCAGUUUUCCCUGAUCCCAUGCUACAACUUCACACUACUCGUUCGUGGGAUUUCUUGAAGUACCAAACAGACGUAAAGAUUGACUCACACCCAUCUGCCAACUCUGACUCUCAUGGAUCAGAUACUGUUAUUGGCAUUUUGGACACAGGUAUUUGGCCAGAAUCAGAGAGUUUCAAUGACAAGGAUAUGGAUCCAGUUCCAACAAAUUGGAAAGGAACCUGCAUGGCAGGGAAGAAUUUCAGCUCCAUUGCCAUUGGAUCAUUUCAUGCUGUUGAGAAGGGGAUUACUGUGAUCUGCUCUGCAGGGAAUGAUGGCCCUUUUGCUAGCACCGUUGUCAAUGCUGCGCCUUGGAUAAUGACUGUUGCUGCUAGCACCAUCGACAGAGAUUUUCGCUCUGAUCUUUUACUGGGCGGAAACCAAGUGGUUAAGGGCGGAGGCAUAAACUUUGCCAACAUCGGCAGCUCCCCUGUGCACCCACUAAUAUAUGGAAAGUCAGCCAAGAAGGCUGAAGCUUCAGAUGACGAUGCAAGGAAUUGCGUCCCAAGUACCCUGGACGACGAGAUAGUGAAGGGGAAAAUUGUUGUAUGUGAUAACGAUAAUGGAGGGAUAAAAGAACAAAAGCGGGAUGUAGUGGAGGGUCUUGGAGGCAUUGGUAUAGUUGUGAUUGAUGACGAGCAAAGAUCUGUUCCAUCAAAGUAUACAUUCCCAACGACUGUGAUUAGUACCAAGGAUGCAGCAGACAUCUACUCCUAUCUCAAUUCAACCAAAAAUCCAGUUGCAACAAUCUUGCCAACUUUCACUGUAUCAGACUAUAAGCCAGCACCUAUUAUUGCCUACUUCUCUUCUAGGGGACCUUCAUCCAUCACAACCAACAUUCUUAAGCCUGAUAUUACCGCACCAGGAGUUACCAUACUCGCGGCAUGGACAGGUAAUGACACAAAGGCAGGUCCUGAAGGGAAACCCCCUCUAUUCAAUGUCAUUUCAGGAACCUCAAUGGCAGCUCCUCACAUUUCUGGUGCGGCUGCCAUUCUUAGAUCACGAAAUCCCACAUUCGGUCCUUCUGCAAUUAGAUCAGCCAUCAUGACAACAGCCAUUCAACUGAACAAUUUAAAGGCACCGAUAACAACAGAAAAGGGCGUACCAGCCACACCUUACGAUUUUGGAGCAGGUGAAUUAAGCACAACAAAAUCAUUGGAGCCAGGGCUGGUGUACGAGACCACUACUGUUGAUUAUUUGAACUUCCUUUGUUACUACGGAUACAAUAUUACCACAAUUAAGACAAUUGCAAAAGACACUCCAGAUGAUUAUGGGUGUCCAGAGAAUUCCAGUACAGAUCUGGUGUCGAAUAUGAACUACCCAUCGAUUGCAAUAUCCGGUUUGAGUGGGAAAGAGAGUAAGAGAGUGAAUAGAACGGUGACAAAUGUAGGUGGAGAUGGUGAAACAGAGUAUAGUGCAAGUGUUGAGGAAGCUGCAGGGGUUAAGGUGGAGGUGGUGCCAGCGAAACUGCAGUUUAACAAAAAUGGGGAGAAGAAGACGUAUCAAGUGGUUUUCUCGCUGAGUGGCGGUUCGGAACUUAAAGAAGAUGUGUUUGGAGCGAUUACGUGGUCUAAUGGAAAAUACAGAGUCAGGAGUCCAGUUGUUGUAAGCGUUAGUAAACCCAAACUAGUUUAGAAUCAUCAAAAUUUCUAAACAUAUGGGAUUAAUCUAAUUAAAGGGCUUAUCUGAUGUGAUCACCCGAACAACAAGCUCAAAUGAUAGUGAAAAUCUGCUUUAAUUGGAGAAAGAAAUGGCUCUUAUCAAAACGAUGUCGUUCUUCGGAAAACAUUCAGUUGUACCACAUUCUGUAAUCAGAAGUCUCUUUUAACCCAAAUGGUAUUCAAGGUUUUUUCUUUCU
This is a messenger RNA of Carica papaya (papaya), 2308 nucleotides long. Lineage: Eukaryota; Viridiplantae; Streptophyta; Magnoliopsida; Brassicales; Caricaceae. The record is from RefSeq and is a predicted model, not a curated record.